UAACGGUGUUCGCACUAUACCUUGCUUCCUCGACAUACCAACCCAUUUUCCUGUUGAUCGGUUCUUAACGACCAGCUCUGCGCGCAGCCCCAUCUGCGGCGUAACAUGAGUACAUCGGCAUAUUAUUAGGGAGAGCGCAAUGUCAGCAAUUGCGGAGGGAUCGAUCCGGCGGCGCUCCUUCGAGCCCGGAUCACGUCCCGAUGGCGGUACCGAGUCCAUCGAGAUGAAGAGCUCAGCUUUCAACAUCUCUGAAGUCUCUCACGGCAAGGGAGAUAUUGAACUCGACUCAGCUGGCCAUGGCCACUCUGUGGAUGGAUGGGGCGAUACGCCCCAGGAUGUACGGGAUAUGCGCCGCCUGGGCAAGAAGCAGGAGUUCAAACGCAACUUCAACUUCCUAUCUGCCCUUGGCUUUGUAUCAAUCUAUAUGGCGACUUGGGAGUUUGUGCUCGUAUCACUUUCCGUCGGUCUGUCCAAUGGAGGCUUUGCUGGCCUGUUCUGGUGUUUUAUUACCACCGUCGCCUGCUAUUCGACGAUCGUCGCUUCACUGGCCGAGAUGGCAUCUAUGGCACCUACAUCGGGGGGCCAGUAUCAUUGGACUAGUGAAUUCGCACCGCCGCAGUUCCAGCGAGUGUUGUCGUACGCUUCCGGAUGGAUGUCGACCCUAGGCUGGCUCGCUAGUGUCGCUAGCAGCGUCUAUGUCUGUGGACAACAGAUCGGAGCAACAGUCAACGUACUGCAGGCGAAUCUGCUUAUCACAAACUGGCAACUAACGCUCAUCAUGUUUGCCUUGAUCGCCGUAACCAUCGUCUUUAACACGUGGGGCGCACGUGUUCUGCCGGCUCUGGAGACGGCAAGCUUAGUGGGACACAUCGCCGGCUUCUUCGUCAUCAUGAUUCCGCUGCUGGUCCUCUGUCCGAAGAACACCGCCUACAACGUCUUCGUGGACUUCGAAGCGAACGGCGGUUGGAGUUUAGGACCAGCCUACCUUGUUUCGCAGGUUACGAUCAUCUAUUGCAACCUCGGAUCCGACAGCGUGGUGCAUAUAUCAGAGGAAGUCGAGGACGCAUCGCUUGUUGUGCCGAGGUGUAUGUUCUGGUCCUUCGUCUACAAUGUGGCACUUGGGAUCGUCAUGUUGAUUGUGAUGCUGUUCUGCAUUGGUCCGCUGGACGGCGCGGUCAACUCCGACGUGCCAUAUGCGGUGCUCUUCAACAACACUGGCAGCCCAGCCCUCGCCGUGGUGCUGAACGUCAUCCUCUUCUUCUUAGUCUUUGCCGGUAACAUCACGGCACUCGCAACAUGUUCUAGAGAAAUGUGGGCUUUUGCUAGAGACAGAGGCCUCCCUUGGUCGAAAUGGAUCGGGAAGAUGGACCCGAAAUGGCAGAUACCCUUCAACUCGGUGUACGCUACCAGCGUCGCCUGCGUCAUCCUCGCCUUGAUCCAGCUCGGCAGCACACUCGCCUUUAACAUCAUAGUAUCGCUCUCUGUGCUCGGCCUCAUGAGCACGUACGCCAUCAGCAUUGGAUGCGUCUUCUACAAGCGCUUGAAGGGCGAGCCACUGCCUCAUGCCCGAUGGAGUUUGGGUCGCUACGGCAUCGUGAUCAACGGGUUUGCGCUAUUCUACGCGCUGUUUCUGUUGGUCUUCUGCUGCUUCCCAAGCUAUCUGCCCGUGGACGCGAGCUCGGCCAACUGGUCGCCGUUGAUAUGGGCGGUUGUCAUCAUUGCAUCCGUGACUUACUAUGCCGUCUGGGGCAAGAACCACUACACCGCGCCAGUGGACUUUGUGGAGGGGAGAAAAGUGGCUGGAGUGGGAUUGCAGAGUUCGUGAUGGGAGCCUGACGGCGGUGAGGCCAGGACGGGCGAAGAAGGUGAAGGACUGUUGCAGGCGUAGUACUAUGCGUACAAACCUUACAAUGCGGUCGAAAGCCUGUCCAACGUGCGACGAUUCAACGAGGUUUCACUGAGCU
Molecule: messenger RNA, 1964 nt
Organism: Baudoinia panamericana UAMH 10762
Lineage: Eukaryota; Fungi; Ascomycota; Dothideomycetes; Mycosphaerellales; Teratosphaeriaceae
Exons: 8
Coding region: 140-1825 (561 amino acids)
Biological process (GO): transmembrane transport
Cellular component (GO): membrane
Molecular function (GO): transmembrane transporter activity
Source: RefSeq, a predicted model, not a curated record